Messenger RNA from Ostreobium quekettii, 1173 nucleotides. The record is from the annotation of a GenBank genome assembly. NCBI's taxonomy places the organism in Eukaryota, Viridiplantae, Chlorophyta, Ulvophyceae, Bryopsidales, Ostreobiaceae.
AUGGCGCGUCUGUUGCGCCUUGCGGUGCUGCUGGUGGUCCUCGUGGUGGAACUUUGCUGGGGCGGUGCACUGUCAGCGAGGGUCGGCUCUCAAGAUACAGAAGAGCACGUUCCAGAUGUACACCUGCGGGACUUGAAAUUCUUGGAUAUUUUUCCAAAUUCAAAGGAUGAACAAGCCCUGAUCAUGGCUGCCACAGAUGGCGACUUUGAGAAAGUGGAGAUGCUGCUUGACAAAGGGGUAGAUCCAGACGUGACAACUGCGCGCGACUCCACCCCCCUGAUGCUGGCAGCAUUCAGGGGUCACUUGGAGAUUGUGGAGGCACUCAUAGACGCAGGGGCAGAUGUCAAUAGCACUGACAUUGAUGAACUCACUUCGCUGCACUGGGCUUCCCAGAGGAACCACACCAUGGUGGUCAGGGUUCUCCUGGAAAGUGGGGCAGACUUGAACAAGCAGGGCUCCAAGAUGUCCACCCCACUCUUUUUUGCAGCACAGUCAGACGCAACCAGCACCUUGGCGUUUUUACUGCAAAGGGAUGGCAUCGAGGUGGAGCUUAUGAACUUCCAGGGCUGGACGCCACUGAUUGUGGCAUCAGACAUGGGCCAUGAGGGGUCAGUGGGGUUGCUGCUGGAAGCUGGGGCCAACACAACAGCCAGGUCGCAGGCCAUGGCAACGGCUCUGCAUCGUGCGGUUUUGACCUUGAAUGGUACAAGGGUGAUCAAUCUCCUCGUUGAAAACGGCGCCGAAAUUGAUGCCCAGGACAACAUGGGGGAUACGCCAUUGGAGUACGCCUCUUGGGCUGGAAACACACCUGCUGUGCAGGCGCUAAUGGUUGCAGGGGCAAAUGCCAGCAUACCUGACAACGGACGCCCGCCACAACUGGCAGUAGAUGCCCUCUGUGGCUGCAUACCAUCACAAAGAUGUGCAACCCCAUGUGAUCAGAUAACCAAUGAUACAAUCAAAGCGUUGCUGAAUGGUGAGAAUGUGACAAUUCGCCCACCAACGGCGUUUGUGCCUUCGCCUGUUCCCGCAGACCAGGAGCCACAGGUUACUCCUGAGGAUAAGCCAGUUUCUCCAGAUGUUCCUGGAGGUGCAGGAAUGUUGUCGCCACGGCAGUGGUUGGUGGCUUGCUUUGCGUUUGUUGUGGCUCUUGUCUCAUUAUUGGCGAUGUGCUGA